CGUCCCAUCACACGCACGCUUGCGCGCUCCGAGCUCUCGGUCAGCCAGCCACGGGCGCAUUCCGUGCUGCGUGCUGCAAGUCUGAAGCCGCACCGCACCGCACCUCGACUCCGCCUGCUUUGCCUCGGAACAGCAGUAGCAGCAGCAGCAGCAUUGACACGGACGCUCCACUCGUUUCCGCAAUUCCAGCGAGGGUUGCGUUGUGUGUGGAGGAGAGAGGCUGGCGAGCGGGAGAGAGGAGAGGAGAGGGGGGUGGUGUUGCAAAACAGCUCCACGAAUCUAUAAUUUGUUAGCGGCGGCAAGUGUGUUCAUGGCCGGGGCAACCCCAAAACACUGCUAAUUAUUGAGAGGGAACUUUACAGGCGCAGCCUCAAAAGCAAGCAGCAGCACGCUCGGAAUUUGCUAACGGAAACAGAACUCCCCUCAACCUGAUGGAUUUAGUAUGAUGGCUCUGUCUACUAAAGUUGGCAUUGUGCUGCUCAUUGAUGGGAAAUCAGAACCACACGAGGUACGGCUGAAAAUCUCCAAGGACCUCCUGACCAUCCAGCACCAAGAGGUGGUGUGUGUCACUGGCAGCCAGUGCAGCGGCAAAGAGCGAAGCGUGACUUUACGUCGACAAGAAAUAGGGGGCUUUGGACUAAGCAUCAAGGGAGGAGCUGAAUACAGGGUUCCAGUGGUGAUUUCCAAAAUCAUGAAAGACCAGGCAGCUGACCAAACAGGAAUGCUGUUUAUUGGCGAUGCUAUUUUGAGAAUAAAUGGCAUCAAUGUGGAAAACGCAACACAUGAAGAAGUGGUACAAGUGCUGCAGACUGCCGGCGAUGAGGUCACCUUCACAGUCCGGUAUCUGAGGAAGAUCCCUGCCUUUCUCAAGCUUCCGCUUAUCGAAGAAGGCCAGUAUUCAUCGAUGAUCCCCAGUGAUCAAAGCAGCACUGCUUCCUCUCCUCUGUUUGACAGCGGGCUACACUUAAACAACAACUCCACCAACACACAGACCCCAUCAUCCCCAUCCUCCCCCGUGUCGGCCACCCCUCGCUGGGAGAAGCGCUGGUGCGACUCCCUGGCGAUUCCCCUGCUGCUGGCCAGGAUAUCCCUCUACACGCCGGGCUCGGACCAGCUCAGACCCAAUGCUUUUGAAGUCAUAGCUAUGGAUGGCAUCAGCUCUGGGGUUCUGCAAUGCUACUCCAUACAGGAGUGUGCCGACUGGCUGAGAUCCAUUUCCACUGCAAUAGGUGACCUCAUUCUGCAGCAUAUUAGGAUGACCAAUAAAAAUCUAUCACUAUAUGAGCAGAUUGUGCACAUGGGCUGGGUGGAGGAGAAAAUUCAGGAUGCAGAAUUUGGCCAGCACUACCAGUCACGUUUCUUGGCCCUGAGAGGCCCCAACAUUUAUCUGUUCUCGGGACCCCCGCUCAGCUUAUGUGACUGGGCGAGAGGAGAGAAAAUGUACGAUCUGUGCGAAACGUUUCUGAAAACCCACAAGGAGGUUGACCUGCGCGACAUGAGGCCGUGCUGUUUCAGCGUGCUGACUGGCACGGGUGACAGCCACUACUUCAGCACGGAGCUGGCGGGCGACAUCGCACUCUGGGAGAAGGCGUAUCAGCAGGCGCAGUUCUCCGAGGUGCAGCGAGUCGGGAGCAAAACCUACAGCUGCGUAUGGCGUGGUCACGCGACUGGGCUCACAGUAGAUUUCAACCUGGGAUUUGCUUGUUUUGAAGCCAACUCCAAGCAAGUAUUUUGGCGGUACAAAUUCUGCCAGCUGAAAGGUUCAUCUGAUGAUGGGAAAUCGAAAAUAAAGUUUCUUUUUCAAAAAAACGACCCUAGAUUGAUAGAAACAAAGGAGCUGGAGUUUCCCAACCUCGUGGCAGUGCUACAUUGCAUCCACUCAUUCAUCUCUGCCAAGGUGGCCCUGGUGGAUCCGUUGUUUGUGGAGAGCCAAUGCGGAGGGAAAAUGCAAAUCUGCUGCAAGUGAAUCCGAGAGGGUUUAGCGAUCCCCAUUUGACGACUUGAAAACUGUUGACGAGCAAACAGGCCCUGCGAGGGUGGCCGAGAGACGGUGAGCCGAAGCUCAGCCAAAUAACGACACCGAUGUAUAAAGAAGAGACGAGUUCAAUUGGCGUUGAUCCGCGUGAAGGAGGAAACGGCCGAGUGUUUUUGGCAAGCCCCGACUCCCUUCGAUGGCUGCCCUGGGCAAUGGACACGUGGCUCCAACAAACACAGAGAAGAUGGGCCCAGCCAAAGGACAUAUACCCCCCCCCCCGCCCAGCCCCUACCGGGACACAUGUACUGUAUAUGAAUAUAUAUUUAUAUAUUUUUUCUAUAUUCAGAAUCUUGUUAUAGAAGUUUUGAAAAAAGGGGGUCACGAUUCACAAAAUGCCACCUAAACCACAACGUGAUGCCUGCACUUUCUAGAUAAACGGCUUUAAGUCGAUCCAAGUGGAUGGAGUAAGUGAAGCACUUUUGUGGUUUUGUGGGAUUCGAUUCUCUUUUCUUCUUGCAUAUCACAUACAAAUUAAGACCCUGGGCAUACGUAAAUUUCUUUAACGAUUUACCCUCAUGGUGUUACAACAUCAACUGCGUAAUCUUCACACUAUUUCCGACUUGUAUAAACACAGCAAUAUUUGUUACAAUACAAAUUCUGGUCCGUAACUUUUUACGCCGAACUGUUCACGUUGUCAUGGAUAAAUGUGAGUCACGUUAUCGCGUGAAACACUUUGUUACGAAGAAAAUGUGGCCCCUUUUGCCCAAUCCAAGCACAAACACUCGCAUGGUAAGUCGUGGGUGUCGUGGCAAAAUGGAUAUGAAAAAAAGACCCCAACACGCAACAUCACUUUUACACGCGGUUUAGACAAGCCAAAUCCCCGUUUAACCUUGUGCUCAAGAUGGGUUUUUUUUUAACGGCAUUUUUCCAAAUCUCAGUUUUUCACGGCUGAAUGAGUGCGGUUUAGCAAGCACGCCUUUUCAUGUCAGCGCCAUCAAUUUGUUCUCAGAUUGAAAGACAAUCUCGGUUUAGAGCCAGCCGUACUCAGCUCCUGCACUUGUAGGUAUUGCCUGCGCUCGGCAGCCCUGUAGCAUUGACCUUGUUUAAAGGAAGAGGGGGAGGGGAUACACAACCUCAGAGUGUGAAACAAACUUUUAAAGACAUGUUAAAUGCCAAACAGAACGAGUGACGAUACGAUCUGCGUUUGCCUGUUGUGCAUACUGCUCCACGCUCUCGUCCCCGAUGUAUAUGAACAAGGGCUGUGAAACCCAUCGUUUAAUUGUAAAAAAAAAAACCACGUGCAUUUUUGUACAGCCAUAUCCAACUACCACCGACUGUAUUCAAAUGAGGCUUGCAAAUUACAACACGGAGCCUUCAGCAAGUUGUGGGGUGGGAGGGUUUUCGGGGGGGGGGGG
This is a messenger RNA of Lethenteron reissneri (Far Eastern brook lamprey), 3390 nucleotides long. Its product is annotated as gamma-2-syntrophin-like. NCBI's taxonomy places the organism in Eukaryota, Metazoa, Chordata, Hyperoartia, Petromyzontiformes, Petromyzontidae. The record is from RefSeq and is a predicted model, not a curated record. Gene Ontology annotation, molecular function: structural molecule activity; protein binding. Gene Ontology annotation, cellular component: dystrophin-associated glycoprotein complex; intracellular anatomical structure.